GUAAACAGAGAACAACGAGAAUAAUGGCCGCCAUCACCACUGCAUUGAUCGCCAUUGCUGGACUGGUUCUUGGCUGGAUUACCAUCGAAAUGGCCUGCAAGCCCUGCCUCGAAAGGGGACGAGAAGCCAUUGAUCGAUCUCUGAAUCCCGAUUACGAUCCUGAUGAAGAGAAUACCAGUAACUCAAUUCGUGCUCCUCUCAUUCCCAACCCCAAUCCCGAUCCCGAUCCAAAUGCUGUUGAUGCUGCGACUUCCACCAAUGUCAAGGUUGUCUGAACAAAGUUUGUUUCAUUCCCUUUUUGGAUUGUUGGGUACCAGUAAUACGCUACUUACAUUUAUCGAUGUUUUGUGGACUCUUGAGCUUUGUGUUAAUGCUUCCUAGUUCCUUAUCAAAGAAAUUUGUUUUUCUUCUUGUGAAUUGGUGAAAAGAGGAUUGAUCAAGAUUGUCUGAACUCGAGUUGGGCUUCAUUCCUCUUUUUAA
Messenger RNA from Telopea speciosissima, 480 nucleotides. RefSeq lists its product as uncharacterized. The transcript has a single exon. The coding region runs from base 24 to 275 and encodes 83 amino acids. Lineage: Eukaryota; Viridiplantae; Streptophyta; Magnoliopsida; Proteales; Proteaceae. The record is from RefSeq and is a predicted model, not a curated record.